Molecule: messenger RNA, 294 nt
Organism: Acanthamoeba castellanii str. Neff
Lineage: Eukaryota; Discosea; Longamoebia; Acanthamoebidae
Product: 3ketoacyl-(acyl-carrier-protein) reductase
Exons: 3
Coding region: 1-294 (97 amino acids)
Molecular function (GO): oxidoreductase activity, acting on the CH-OH group of donors, NAD or NADP as acceptor
Source: RefSeq, a predicted model, not a curated record
AUGGGCAACACUGGCCAAGCGGCCUAUUCCGCCUCGAAAGCUGGGCUUAUAGGGCUCACAAAAUCGCUGGCGGUGGAGUACGGACCGCGGGGCAUCACCGUGAACGCAGUGGCGCCGGGCUACAUCGACACGGAAAUGCUGCGCGACGUUCGGGACAAGAUCGACCUCACCGCCAUCCCGCUCCGACGGCUCGGCCAGCAGGAGGUGGCGGACGCGGUGAGCUUUCUGGUGGGCAGCGACUACCUCACGGGCCAGGUCAUCGUGCUCGACGGUGGUCUCUCCUCCCAGAUAUGA